Molecule: messenger RNA, 2802 nt
Organism: Penicillium paradoxum
Lineage: Eukaryota; Fungi; Ascomycota; Eurotiomycetes; Eurotiales; Aspergillaceae
Product: PX domain-containing protein
Exons: 6
Coding region: 1-2802 (933 amino acids)
Molecular function (GO): phosphatidylinositol binding
Source: RefSeq, a predicted model, not a curated record
AUGCCUGCGACAGAACUCCCCAGUCCUGCGUUCCCGAACGAGCCCAAGGGAAAUGCAGGUGCUACCCCGCCAGGCCAAGUCCUGACCGGAAAACAAGAACACUACCUCAAGCGCGAGCUCAUUGCCCGUGAAGUCCGCAGCGAGAUCUCCGAGCUCAACUCCCCCACCGCAUUGCAACGAUUUGGCGCCCCUUUUAGAUCGGACUUUGGCGAGGUCGCUCCCGUCGAUUCGGAGCUUCCUAUCCUUCGGUACAUCUUUGUUAAUCACAUUCGCAACUUCCCGUUCCUCGAUCAAGCGCGCGAGAAGGAGUUCUGGCAGGACAAGCUACAAGUCUUUUUGGAAUCAUUUGCCAACAAACAUGUCUCGUCAUCGGAAGAUCGACUCGAGGAAACAAAGCGAAGGAAGCUGGCGCGGAAAUGCGAGAAGCUUGUGGAGCUCAUGAUGGUUUCGGGCGUGCCGACCGCGUCGGGAUACGAGGAGCGUAUUCAGUUCUCGGAGAUGGAAAUUGUGGAACGUGGUGCUCAGGAGUCGGGCUUGCUGGCUAAUAUUCCCGAGGGUAAUCUAAUUAAUGGGUGGGAUGUGAACGUGGCUGCUGUUCGAACCACCUCCGUCAAGCGGACAGUGCGGUACCACCAACAUGCUGAAUUCAUUCUUCGAGUUCGCCAUGGCGACAAAGGCGAGAUUCAUGUUGGGAGGAGAUAUGGAGAGUUCGUCAAGCUUCACAGGAGACUGAGCACCGAAAUGCCAGGAAAGCACCUCCCUCCUCUGCCACGGAAGAACAAGUCCUCCACCUCUAGUUGGUGGGGCUCUUCUGCCGAUGACGACGCUUCGUCUCUUUCGUCCAUUUCUACGCAGGACGCAAGUGCCCCCGAGGAUCGGCCUGAUCGACUUUCUGCACCAACUCUCGCCCCAGGCAAGCUCCGGCGAUCAAUCUCCAAAGCGUCGAUGCGAUCAACGAAGUCGCCUCGCGGUUCGACUAGCGAUGUGUCAAGAGAGACUGUUCUGUACCGGGAGGAUCAGCGUGUGUCGCUGCGCGCCUUUCUACGUACUGUAUUGCAAAACAAGCGCAUAGCUGAAUCCAAGGCGGUGGAGGAAUUUUUGACUGCUCGUCCCAUUCAGUUGAACGAGGAAGAAAUGGCUGACGUUUGGAAGCGGAAAGAAAUGGAUGCCGUUAGAAUCGAAGAACAAAAGAGGUUUUACGAAAUUGCUAGGCAGCGAGCAGCAGAGCUCGAUGUGUACAUGGAGCAGUUCCGGCGAGAUAUUGUGGAGAACAAUGGAUUGACAAAGCUCUUCGCGGAGUUCCGGGAGAAGCCCUCAAUUGAGGAACUCAGCCCGCAAUAUCAGAAAUUUGUUGAGUGGCUCCGUAUCGAAAUCGCUGCAACGAUUUACCACUUGUUCCUGGCCGAGGAUAACUCUCCUGAAUUGUUCGCACAGGCGAAACGAAUCCACGGUCUCGUUCCAUACACCUUGAUGAAGAAUGUGAUCCGCAUUGCCAACCCUGCUGCAGUCAUGUCUGGUGUUCUUGACCUGUUCAUGGCCCAGCCCUUCGGCUCACGGUCACUCUUGCAACGUAUUUUCUCGUUGACGCUAAAUGACAGCAUCAAAGAUUUCCAGAGAUCAAUCGACUCUCUAGCCUCGAAGGUUGAAGAUACAACUCUCACCCAGAAGCUCAAGUCCUUUGCCGAUUCCGCGGAGGAAAUCAAGAAUGAGAUUCGAGAAGAGGCCGCUGCUGACCAGGUUGACAUUAUUGUGGCCAUCCUUCGCUCCGACCUCAUAUCCCCUGAACUCAACCCGGAGCAGAUUGGCAAGGUUUUCAACGGCUACGUGGCUUGGAAUCAUGCCGUGGAAAAUGUAGACCUGGAAAUGCAACAGGGUGCCCAAUGGUUCGCUCACAUGAAACAGCUCCUGAAGCUCUACACGCGCCAACGCGAUAAGGCGAUGAUGAUGAGCAUUGUCGAGGAGCCAGUCACAUUGCAGCUUUUCCGCGAUCUGUUCACUAUCUUCUAUGAGCCGCUGGUCCGAGUCUACAAGUCCGCCAACGUAUACAGCAGUAUUACCGACUUUGCCCUAUUUGCCGAUGAUGUCAUUGCUGUCAUUGAGAGUGCCCAACGCCACGAUGCAUCGGCCGAUCCCAACCAAACAGUACAAGCCUUCAUUGAUCUGUGCGCUCGCCACGAGGCCAACUUCUAUAAGUUCAUCCAUGAAGUGCACCAGCACGAUAAUGGCUUGUUCCAAUCUUUGAUGGGUUGGAUCGAGGAGAUCCUUGACUUCUUACGCAACGGUCCUACCGGUGGUAAGAUGGACAUCAACGCGUUGUUCCAAGGGGCUGUUGGUGUUGGCCAAAUCAACAGAGAUCUUGCCCUUGCGGAAAUUGAUCAACUUAUCAAGUGGCAAGAAGAUCGGAAACGCUGGCAUCUGAACAAGACUCGCCAGAAGAUGGCAGCUGAAGGUACCUCCGGAGAGGCUAUUCCGGGCACUGCGACUUUCAAGGGCAGUGAUUUCGGUCUGGAUGAGGCAUGCUUUCCCACAAAUUCGACCCUGAAGAGAGAAUACAAAGCUAACCGCGAUUUUCAGGCUGAUCUGGAGGAUCUCACUAUAUCCGAUGAAGCAUCUGAUGCCUCGGAUGAAGAUAGUGGGGACGAAGAAAUGGACGACCCUAUUGCUGUUGAGCGCCGCCGGCGGACAAAGAAGCAAGACCAGCUUCGCCGUACCGCAGGUGAACCCGUCAAGCCCGAGGUUACAGAGAUCCUCAAGCUCGCUGAUUCGUUUAGUGUCAUGUUGCGGCAUGUCCUUGCUGGUUAG